UUUUAAAAUAAUUUGCUGGGUGGGUGCGUUUGCCCACCUUCUUCGCAUUGACAUUAUUUUGAUUUCAUACAAAACAAUUUUUAUUUUUGGUGCGGAAAUGAAUACAAAAAUAUUGAAAAACCAAAUUUCAGUGAUUAAUGUUUAAUAAAUUUAUUGUAAACCAAAAAAAAAAACAGAGUUUAGUUACGCCAGCUUUUACAAACGCUGGUGAAAAACAGGCAAAGCAAGUGUUGUGAAGUGCAGACAAAACGGUGGAAACCUAAAGUAAUUGUUGUGUGAAGGUCUGCGUCGGUUUGCAGUUUGCAAGUAAAAUAAACAAAUUUUAAACUAUUUUGCAAGAAGUGGCAUAUCAAUUUUUAUAAAACUGUAUCAUCGCUGCUGAUUGUACCUGACUCCCUCAGGUGUUCCAACUCUUACGUGGCGUUUGCAGCGGCUCAGCUGGUGUUGUUUGCUUAACCGGCUUUGCAUGGCAACGAUAUUCUGAGAAGGACGAGAAAACUCUGGACAUUAUUGGACAAUAUAAACCUGAGAUAUUCUGCUAAAUACAAAUAGGACCAAACAAACAAACAAAAAAGCGCUCAGUUGUUUAUUUUGAGUUUCAACAUACACACACACACAUUGCAAAAGUGCACACAUUAACGAACAAAAAUAAUACCGUUAACACAAAAACGUCAAAUAAAAAGGAAGCACUAAUUGACAAGAAAUUAAAUACAAAAAAAAAAACAAAGAAAAAACUCGAAACUUCCCACAACACGAACAAAAUAAUUAACAAAUCAAAACAAUUGUACAACAAACACAAAGAAAACGAACAAAAACAAAAGUGUAAGAAUUUUUAAGAAAAAAAAAUUGCUAAAGGAAGCUGAAGCAAUUAAGCGGCGAAAUUCUCUGCACUCAAAUGAAAGUAUCUCAUACACACACACACACGCGCAGCAGCUUAGAAGCAUAAAUUGUACAACACGCAAUUGAACAAAUCAGAUCUUAAGCCUAGAAAAGCAACAAAAACAAAUAUUAAUAUUAUAUAAUUGAAUGAAGCGUUAAUUAAGUAGCAAUUAAGCGUAAAUUUACUUGAUUAAUUUGUUUUUGUAAUUUUUGUACUUUGCAAAACUUUGUUGUUUUUGUGUCUGUGCGCCGCGUUGCUAAGCUUUCUUUUUGAAGCUACGCAUACAUACACACACAUAUAUACAGUUAAAUUAAAUUAAUUAAACUAAAUUAGCAAUUAAGUGUGCAACAUUUCGUGCUCGAGUUGGUACUAUAAUUUUCUAUAGAACAUACUCACAUACAUUUUAAGCAAAACAAAAGAAUAUUAAACUCGUAAGCUUACACACACACAGUAGUAAUAACAACAACAACAAGUUAAUAUAUCAACACCAACACAACACACGCACCUGUUAGGCACGUGAGCGCAUGCGCAACAAUACCGCAAGGCAUAAAGUGUUUCAACAGAGUCCACACUCACACAAACAAUAGAAACGCUUAAAGAAAGACGCACGCACGCGCUGUAGCGCCCCAAUUGCGUUCUACAGAUGGCGCACGUUGUCGGCGUACCCAAACGAGAUCCGUGCCAAAAAUGUCAAUUGCCUGUGUUCCUCGCCGAACGCCUAUUGGUCGGCAAGAAAGUCUAUCAUCGCACGUGUUUGAAAUGUGCGCGCUGCGGCUCACAACUGACACCAGGCAGCUUCUAUGAGACCGAGGUGGAUGGUGAAUACUGUUGUGAGACAUGCCCGGACGAGGAGGUGCAAUUGAAUGCCACCGGCGCUAGCGGUGAGGAUCUAGCCGUCGGUGGUGUGCAAUUGCGGCAGACAAGUGCAGGGCAAACACCAACGAGCAGCAGUCUCAGUGCAGCGUUGCCGAAGAACGUGCGCAGCUCCAUAGCCGACCGUUUGGCAUUCUUCGAGCAAACGAAGAAGGAUGCUAGCGCCGGUGCCAGUGGUAGCAGUGAAGCAGCAACGAGCAGUAAAUUUUUGCUACAGAAAAGCGUGUCGGACGAAGAGAAAAGCAAGAGUCUGCAACGCAUGGAAGCGCCAACAACAUCGACGUACAAAAUGAACAGCGCGCUUAGUAGCUUUCUCAAUGACACCAUCGAUGGUGAGGGCGAUGACGGCGAGAGUCUAACCCAUACGGCGGAGAGUAAAUCGGGCAACGAGACACAAAUGGAGACUUCCGAUACCGAAAAUGAUACGGACGCCGAGACAAGUUUGGAAGACGUAGCGCCAGCAUUGCCCAAGACACAGCCGCCAAAGGUCACACCAGCGGGUAGUGAUACUGAGAAAGAGAAAGCACAGCAAACCAGCGAAGAUAAUAGAAGAUUCACAGCUACUGCACAACUACAACUGGCAACAACAAGCAAGGAUGCGCAGAAGACAGCAAGCGUUGAGUCUUCUAAACAGACAGCAACACCAAGUGGCAGCAGCACUGGCACACCCAUCGCGAAGAAGAGAACACAUGUGGAGCUGAAUUUGACUACAACAAAAACAGUGGAAGACACAACCGCAGCCCCUUCUCCAGCACACGCCGAGCAACAAGCGGAUAAUGCCAACAACAAUGACCAACACAAGAACCUUUUGAAGCGCAACGCUACAGAUACGCCAGAACAAACAGCGCAAACAAGCCUAACAGCAACAAAUAACUUAGAUUUAAGUGAACCUAAUUCUAAUGAAGAUGUUACCAAAGACCAAAAUGCAGAUACAAACGUAAUUGCGGCAACAACAGCAGCAAAAACCACUACAUCCUCUGCUGAGAAGCUCGAAACACUGCGUGCCAACCUCCGGGAAUUGGACACGGAGAGCGGCACAGAGAAUAUGGAUACGUCCGUGGAGAAGCCUGUUGAAAUGCGCAUAAAGUCACUGGAGUCGCCGGAGGAUGUGGCAACCACCGAACGGCUCAGUGUGGUGCGUGCGCGUCUGCAACAAUUCGAAGUAAUUGCAAACAAACGUAAUAAUAACGCUAAUGAAGAGAAGCAAGCCGAUAAUGAUACGCGUAAUGAUAAUAAUACAACACUAAACACUGAAGAUAAGCUAAGUGAACCUGAAACCGAUAAUACUAAUAUUGAUAGCGAUAAGAAAUUAAUGAAUGCGGGCCCAGAGGUGGCCAACAAAACGGUUGCGCCUGUUAUCACGCCACCAGCCACGCCCACAAGCAACGCAAUAAGUGCAAAUGAAAGUUUGACUAAAGUAAAUCUCGAAGACGAAGCGAAAUUACGAGCAAUGGAAACGGAGAAGGCUGACAAAAUCGAAACUAAAGCAAAAGAAAUCAAGGAAUCGCUUGCGAAUGAAGUGCCCUUAGAAACGGAGACAGUAAAAGACAAUAAUUUAGUAUUAGACGCCGAGGAGUUGGAACAAAAAACACCAGCAGCAGCACCGCGUAUAGAAAUAAGCGUAGUAGAGACCAGUGAAGAUGCCACAAUGGAGGAUACAGCAUCAAAACUGGAUAUGUCAAGCACGGUUGACGUCCCCAAAGCAGUGGAGGACGCGUCCAGUAAAGUCAACGACACUACAACAACAAUAGAAAAGCAAUUGGCAACUACACCCAGCAAAGUUAGCACCGAAGCAUAUCCCGAAGACUUGAAUCCAUUCAAAUCCGAAGACGAAGACGACGACGACAACUGCGUUGCGAACAAGGAAAAUCUACAAAAAGAACAAGUAACAUUGAGAACACCGCAACCACGUGGCGGUGCCAGCGCAGUCACCAAAUCAGCGGAGAAAGCGCAAAAUCUCAAUCCUUUUGAUAGCUCCGAUGACGAGAUCGAACUGGAGAAGUCAUCAUCGCGCAACUCCACGGCCGCCUCGACACCCACAGGCGGCAAAGUACCGCCACCACGUCCACCACCACCGCGCAUAUCGCGCAAUCCGUUCGGCGAAGAGGCUGAUGAGGAGGCCGCGGCGCAAUUUUCACGUCGUUCCAGCUUGUCGUCAUCGCUGACGAAGAAGACGCCAGUACCCACGCCGCGCACCAAUAUAUCACAAUCACAAAAUCCCACACCGGAACCCACGCCACGCCUCAGCAACAAAUCCGCACAGUCCAUCUCACCGUACAUUCUGCAAAAUUCCAGCGAUUACUAUGGCAGCGCCAAUUCGCUCGGCAGCACACCGCAGAGCCUGCAACGCAACACGGAUGUGCGCGGCUCCAAUAACUCACUAACUUCGUCCGCGGGUGGCACAAUACGUUCGCGUAAAUCACGUAAAGCGCCCGCGCCGCCCACGCCGCUCGCCAAGGAAUUAUUCCCAACAGCCACACCACCACCACCAUCGCCCUUGGUUACGAGCGUCAGCGCCAACACCACCAGCGAUCGUCAGACCGACAGCUCCAAAACAUCCACACCCAGUUCCAGCACUGUCGGCACACCGAAGUUGGGUCGUAAGAAACGACCCGCGCCAGCUCCACCAAAGCCCGCGCGUCUCGAUCCCAGUUUACUACCCACAGAUCCGCCAGCAGCAGCAGCAACACAGCACACAAAUGGUACGGCGCCAAAAAACUCGUUUAAUUACCCUCUGCAAAGUGAAACAUCCGACUCGAAGCUAUCCGACGAAGAGAAAGCUUUGUUGGAGGGUAACAAACAGUUGUCCAUGGACAGCAUGCGGUCGACGAUAAGCGCCGACGAUGAGUUAUGCACGAGCCACGAAAGUCGGCGCAGCUCACGUCGUCUCAUACCGCUCGAUGCGAGCCUCUUGCUGGAUGAUGAUGACGAACACUUGAAUGCGGACGCCAACGCGGAUGCCGACGGCAGCGGCAAGUGUGAUGAUGCGAAACAGAAGCAACAGCUAUUGCGUUAUAGCGAGCAAGAGGAGACAAAUGUCGUGUAUCGACGUGUGAUUGUGCCGCCCAGCCUGGAGACGCCGACACGCGAGACGAAUCCACUGCUCGACAGCGGCUCGCACGAUCGUCAAUUGGAGAAAAUGAAAGAUAACAAAGAGGCGCAGAAUCGCAAUCGGCAAUCACAAAUAUCCGCUUCAUCCGGCGCCGAGGACUGCGACAUCACUUCGACGCCCUACAACAAAUCAGCGCAUGGCAAAUGGAAGCGUCGCAAAGGUCCAGCCCCGGCGCUGCCCAUACCGCCGCGUAAGGUGUUGCAAAUGUUGCCGCUGCAAGAGAUACGUCACGAAUUGGACAUCAUUGAAGUGCAGCAACAGGGGCUCGAGAAGCAAGGCGUUAUUUUGGAGAAAAUGAUACGCGAUCGCUGUGAGGGUCAAAAUGGUGAGCUCUUGGGCGCCAGCGCCGCAGUGGAGGAUGCAACCGACGGCAAGAAGCCGAGCACAAGUGGCGGCGCGGAAGGUGUGCAGAACUCGAAGGAGGUCGAGGAUCUCAUAUUGCAGUUGUUCGAGCUGGUCAACGAGAAGAACGAACUGUUUCGUCGACAAGCCGAACUCAUGUACCUACGCCGCCAGCAUCGCUUGGAACAGGAGCAAGCCGAUUUGGAGUAUGAAAUUCGCGUGCUGAUGGCGCAACCGGAACGCAAUAAAACCGACUCGGAUAAAGCGCGUGAAGAAACGCUCAUAGCACGCUUAGUAGAGGUGGUACAGUUGCGCAAUGAGGUCGUAGAAUGUCUGGAAAUGGAUCGAUUGCGCGAAGCGGAGGAAGAUUUGAGCAUUAAACAACGCUUAGAACUGCAUACCGCGCAGCGUGAAGAAGACACCGACUCGCGGAAAAUCACAGCAAAACUUUCCAAAAAGGAAAAGAAGAAGCAGAAGGAAUCGAAAAAGCUGAGCAAAAGCAAGAAAAUCGAUGCGGACAAGGACGCUGAUGAAUCCGAACUAAAUAUGGAUAAGCAGAAAUUGAAGAAGAAGAAGAAGAAAUUUCUCUUUUAAGCCCUGACUGAGACGAGUUUUCGGCCGUUGAAUUAAGCGUACGACUGGCAGCCGCCUUGUGAUAAUACUAUGACAAAAUUAUUUUCGAAAAAACUGAUUUACUUGCGCUAAAAUCCUAGUUUAAAAAAACUUUAAAGCACUCAACAAGCAGCGUGUCUAAAAAAUGCGACUAGAGAAAUGUCUUCACGCUCGCGCAGCCAAGAAAUGAAUUCCAUGCUCGUAAUUUUUAUUUAACUUUUUAAUUUUUUUUUUCAAACAUUCAUUGGCUUUAAUUAAAUUAUAAAUGAGAUGAUGAAUUAUUUUCAAAUUUUAUUUUUGUAUUCAUUCCUAAACCGAAAUCUCAGCAUUUGCACUUUUAAAGGCCUGUCUUCAAUUAUUAUUAUUAUUUUUUAACACAAAGAAAUGAAAAAUGGAUUACUAAGCAAAACUAUUUUUAAUAUUUACACACAUACAUAUAUACACACACAGUGUUACUUGCGUAAUGUUAAUUAAAUCUAAGCUUACCUAUACAUAUACAUAUAUAUAUAUUAAACAAAUAUUUUGCAUGUAUUAUACUGUUAAAUUAAACUAAACAUAAAAACAUACAAACACACACUUACUUGCAUUUUCUUUUCUACACUUAUUUGUUAGUUUUAUUGUUGUUGUUUUACUUUUAUCAAAAGGUCACAUCACUAAAAUGUAAAAUAAAUCAUAAAAUUUAAGGAGUUGGCAAAUAGUUGGUGAGUCAACAAGUUUUGUAACCUCUGUGUAUAUGUAUGUGCACAUACACACAUACUUAUGCACAUUCAUGGAAAGAAGUGUCAAUUACAGUUAGCGUCAAUGCACAUGUGUGCCGCCCGUUAAUCGGUUUUACCAUGCAAUGUUACUUCACAUAAAGCACUUACAAACAUUUUGAUUCACAUAUUCAUACAUAGGUUUAUGUAUAUCUACCAUACAUACAUACAUACACUCAAAUGAGCAUACGCCAAUCAAUUUAUAAAGAAUAUAUUUUAUGUUACCAAAAUAAA
Molecule: messenger RNA, 6808 nt
Organism: Bactrocera neohumeralis
Lineage: Eukaryota; Metazoa; Arthropoda; Insecta; Diptera; Tephritidae
Gene: MICAL-like
Product: MICAL-like protein 1
Exons: 7
Coding region: 1524-5801 (1425 amino acids)
Biological process (GO): negative regulation of microtubule depolymerization
Cellular component (GO): microtubule cytoskeleton
Molecular function (GO): protein binding
Source: RefSeq, a predicted model, not a curated record